This is a messenger RNA of Didymodactylos carnosus, 406 nucleotides long. NCBI's taxonomy places the organism in Eukaryota, Metazoa, Rotifera, Eurotatoria, Philodinida, Philodinidae. The record is from the annotation of a GenBank genome assembly.
CUUUGUUUUGGAUGAGAAGCGAAAAUAGGUAGUUGCUGUAAGAAAAAUCACAUUUGUGUAUGAUUUUUUCGAAAAAUGUUGGACUUUAACGUAGUUUUUCUCUGCAUCUUUUCGUUUAGAUGGUUUAACAACAGCUUAUGGUAUCAAAGAUGAUGUUCUUGAAGACAAAUGGCCUUCAAUUCAAACAGCAUUGGUUCAGUUACGUAGAGAUGUAUUACACGGAAAAUGUAUGAAAGUUGAUCAACAUGCACAAUCGAAUGAAACUGGUAUAAGCAAUGGAAAUGAUGAUGAAGAACAACAACAACAAUUGAACACAACCAAUGAUAAUGAAGAUCAAGAUCAAAUAAAUCUAGAUAAUAGUGAAGAUGAUGAAACAAAUGAAGACAGUGAAACUGAUUCAGAAUAG